Molecule: messenger RNA, 2968 nt
Organism: Sus scrofa (pig)
Lineage: Eukaryota; Metazoa; Chordata; Mammalia; Artiodactyla; Suidae
Gene: VPS26B
Product: VPS26 retromer complex component B
Biological process (GO): intracellular protein transport
Source: RefSeq, marked provisional
CCGGCCCGGCGGGGACAUGAGCUUCUUCGGUUUCGGGCAGAGCGUGGAGGUGGACAUCCUGCUGAACGAUGCGGACAGCAGGAAGCGGGCCGAGCACAAGACGGAGGAUGGGAAGAAGGACAAGUACUUCCUCUUCUACGAUGGGGAGACGGUGUCCGGGAAGGUGAGCCUGGCGCUCAAAAACCCCAACAAGCGGCUGGAGCACCAGGGUAUCAAGGUCGAGUUCAUUGGGCAGAUCGAACUCUACUAUGACCGUGGGAACCACCAUGAGUUUGUGUCCCUGGUGAAGGACUUGGCCCGGCCUGGAGAGAUCACCCAGUCGCAGGCCUUCGACUUUGAGUUCACCCAUGUGGAGAAGCCAUAUGAGUCCUACACCGGGCAGAAUGUGAAGCUGCGGUAUUUCCUUCGUGCCACCAUCAGCCGCCGCCUCAACGAUGUUGUCAAGGAGAUGGACAUCGUGGUCCACACGCUGAGCACGUACCCAGAGCUGAACUCGUCCAUCAAGAUGGAGGUCGGGAUCGAGGACUGUCUGCACAUUGAGUUUGAGUACAACAAAUCCAAGUACCACUUGAAAGACGUCAUUGUGGGGAAGAUCUACUUCCUGCUGGUGAGGAUCAAAAUCAAGCACAUGGAGAUCGACAUUAUCAAGAGGGAGACGACGGGCACGGGCCCCAAUGUGUACCACGAGAACGACACCAUUGCCAAGUACGAGAUCAUGGAUGGCGCACCUGUCAGAGGGGAGUCCAUCCCUAUCCGGCUCUUCCUGGCCGGCUAUGAGCUCACCCCCACCAUGCGGGACAUCAACAAGAAGUUCUCCGUGCGAUAUUACCUCAACCUGGUGCUGAUCGAUGAGGAGGAACGGCGCUACUUCAAACAGCAGGAGGUGGUGCUGUGGCGGAAGGGUGACAUCGUUCGGAAGAGCAUGUCCCACCAGGCGGCUAUCGCCUCGCAGCGCUUUGAGGGCACAACCUCUCUGGGAGAGGCGCGGACCCCGGGCCAGCUGUCUGAUGGCAACAGCAGACAGUAGGCCCAGGGCCAGGGAGCUGCUGGGCUUCCACCUCGGCUCCAGGCCACCAGACGCCAGCGGCCGGGGCGUGGGAGGCUCAGCUUACCCACUACUUGCAACCAGAAAACAAAUCAUGUUUUGAUGUAAAUCCUUUUUUCUGAAGAACCCAAGGGGUGUGGGUGGGGAAGCAAUGUCUCUGGGACCCUGUGGCUGUUGUGAGCACAGGGGGGAGGCAGCGACCCAGGAGAGCCCUCUGCCCAGGCCUGCCGUGUGGGGCUGCCUGCAACUGCAGGGUGCAGAGAGCGGGCCCCUGGGCACCGCUCCCUGUGCCUCCUGGUUCAGGACAUAAACAGGUCCCUGGGACGUGCAGCUGCCAGCAGGGCCCUGGGUGGUCACGUCCUACAGUCCCCUCUACUGUCCCUGAGCUAGUAGCAGAGGGGGUCGGGCCUGCCACCCGCCAAAUUGGCAGCGGGGGCUCAAGACCAGGAAGCUACCUCCUGGGGAGUCUCGGAUGUGGUGCUUUGAAGCUUCCACAAGCCACCCCCUUUCUGGCCUUUCCCUCACCUUUGGGACCAGCUCCCACCCUUCUCCACCUCCUAUGGACUCUUGUCAAUAAGGAGGCUGUGGAAAGGCCCUUAGCUGAUCGUCUCUGGGCUCAGAGACACUGGGGGUCUGUGUCACGUGUAGAUGGCAUCAGGGUGGGACAUGGGAGCCAGAGCCAGGUGCUGGGUGGGGAAGCAAAGUAGCAGUGCAUGACGUGGCCAGCCCUGUGGGCGGGAGGUUUCAGGGCCCCAACAAGCCUGCUCUGGGUGCGUCUUCCUGGAGAAGAGGUCCAGGGAGGGCCCGCUCUCUGCCUUUCCCUGAGUGGACCCUCUUCACUCCUUGUUCUCCAUCUCAUUCCGGAAACUGAGGCCUGGUCUCAGACACCUGGAGGCUUUGCUCUUACCACACUCCCCACCUGCAGCUGCGGGGAGAGAGGAAGCCUCCGCAGACCUGGCAGCUUCAGAGUAACUGCCUGCUGGGGCACUGUCCUCCCCACCAGCUGACUGACCAGAGGCUAGGCCGCCACUGUUUCAUUUAUGUGGAGGCUCUCGUCACACAAGAGGGGUCUCCCACAGUCACCCUGUGCUCAGGCCUGUUCUGUUAAGGGUGUGGACAUCCUUCCUGCCUCCUGUUGACCUCUCUUCCCAUUGAGAAAGACCAAGCAGAGCCCCCUGGCCAGCGAGUACCAUGGUUGCGUCUGAGUUCUGCCGUGGGGAAGCGGAGGAGCUGGCUUCUGCUCAUCGUUCAAUUAGUGUGGAAAACACGGGCCCCUCUUUUCCUCAGAAUCUGCAGCAGGGGGCCUCUGACUGGGCAGGGUUCAUGAGACUGGAAGGAAGGAUAGUUGGUAUGACCCUUGAGGUUGCCUGGAGGCAGCAGAGCCAAGAAGGGAAGGUGUUUUCCCCCAGGCCAAACCCCAAGUUCAGGUGCAGGACAUCCCUAUGGGAACAGGACAACCUGUGCAGCUGCCCCUGGAUAAGCAGCAGGGCUGGGAUGAGUGUGGGAGAGGCAGCUUCUGUGUUCCUUGCGGUGUGAGAUUAGGCUCUGGCACCCUCCCACAGUAGCUGGUAGCUGAACUAGAAAGUGCCCAUUGAUUCCUCUGCCUCCCAGCUGACAAUACAGAUUCACUUCUCAACUUUCCCAAAACCUUAAACCUGUCCUCUGAGGGAACUAGAGAGAAUCUGGUCCUCACAGGAGCCAGGCCUUCUGCUCUUACCCUGCCCCGAUCCUCUGCUUCUCUGCACCCGUCCCUGGGAGGGCAUAGGUCCUGAACCAAGCUGUGCAGCCUGGACUUACAGCUGCGCCGUUUACAAGUUUCUCAACGUGUCGUCUUGUCAGUGGCUGUGUUUAAACAAAAAUCUCUGUCUCCACCGUCUCUCUGAUUAAAGCCAGCCCCUGGGCUCCAAGGCAUCAUGCCCAUGA